AGGCUACGGCUCCCGCAGGGUCUGGGGGGUCCAGCUGGAUCUCUGCCCCCCAGCCCGCAGUGCCACACACCUGCUGGCAGGGACAGAGGCCGUUCAUUCCUGACAUCCCUGCAGGACAGGGGAGUCAUGGCUGGGCCAAGCCACCAAAGUUACAUCCGCGAAUUCACACGCCACUCCAGCGACGUCCUGAUGAAUCUGAACGAGCUGCGCAAGCGACAGAUCCUGACGGACGUCACUUUGAGGGUGGGAGGCUGCCCCUUGCAGGCCCACAAGGCUGUCCUAACGGCUUGCAGCGGCUUCUUUUACUCCGUCUUCCUGGGCCAGGGAGGCCACGAAGUCAGCGUCCUGACCUUGCCCAGUGCCAUCGAGCCGGUGGGCUUCCAGGCCCUCCUGGACUUCAUGUACACAUCCCGCCUUCUGCUCAGCCCGGGCACGGCCCCCGCGGUCCUGGUGGCGGCUUCUUACCUGCAGAUGGAGCACGUGGUGGAGAGCUGUCACCGCUUCAUCCAGGCCAGCUACGACCGGGUGACCUUCCUGUUACCGCCUCCGGUGCCCCACAUCCUUCGCCAGACGUUCCAGCCGCUGGAAGAGGAGCAGCCGCAGCGACGGCGGGGGGGAUCCAUCCCGGCCCCCUUCCCCCGAGGGGGGCAAGGGGCUGCCACCGAAGGGGCCCCGCAGCCUGGAUCCUUCUGCCCCCAAGAGAAGGACUCGGGGCCCGCCCGGUCUCCGGGAGCCGGCGAUCAGUUCCCGCCGGGCCAGCCGGCCUCUCCUUGCGAGUCGAGCGGCUGCGCCCCGACCCCGGACCCCAAAGCUUGCAACUGGAAGAAGUACCGGUUCAUCAUCCUGAACUCCAUGCUCCACGGGGAGAGGCAGGGCAGCCCGGCUGGCCACCUGGGGGAGUCCGGCACCUCCGGAAAAGGAAGCCCCGUUCCUAGGUCUCCUGCUGAGCCCCAGUGCUCCAUUUGCAACCAGGCGCCCUCCUUGGUCUCUUCCCAGCCCCCCAAGGAGCUUUCUGUGGAAAGAGGAGAUGGCUGCAGCCCGGGCAGCGGAUCCUCCAGCUGCAAGGCCUGCGAUCUGCAGUACCUCCGGGAAGAGGAGGAAGAGGAGGGAGGCAGCCCAGCCGCCACCCCGGCUGCAGAGGAGAAACCCUACAAAUGCCAUUUCUGCAGCUCUGCUUUCCGUUACAAAGGGAACCUCGCCAGCCAUCGAUCCCUGCACACAGGAGAGAAGCCCUACCACUGUGGGAUCUGCGGGGCCCAGUUUAACCGGCCGGCUAAUCUCAAGACGCACCUGCGCAUUCAUUCAGGAGAGAAGCCCUACAAGUGUGAGACUUGUGGCUCUUGUUUCGUGCAGGUCGCCCACCUCCGAGCCCAUGUCCUGAUCCACACGGGAGAGAAGCCGUACCCAUGUGGGACCUGUGGGACACGCUUCCGGCACCUGCAGACCCUCAAAAGCCACGUCCGCAUCCACACCGGAGAGAAGCCUUACCAUUGUGAGAAAUGCAGCGUGCGCUUCCGCCAUAAGAGCCAGCUACGGCUUCACCUGCGGCAGAAGCACGGCGCCAUCACCAACACCAAGAUCCGCUACCAAGUGCUGGACGGCCCGUACGCCACCCUCUGCUGAGAUCCCGGCUGCCAGCUUCCGGGCCGGGCAGGGAGCCGAGGCUCCGUCUUUUGGGAGCCGAGAAGUUGGCCUUUGGACCUCCGUUUUCGA
This is a messenger RNA of Python bivittatus (Burmese python), 1713 nucleotides long. The record is from RefSeq and is a predicted model, not a curated record. NCBI's taxonomy places the organism in Eukaryota, Metazoa, Chordata, Lepidosauria, Squamata, Pythonidae.